Molecule: messenger RNA, 999 nt
Organism: Rhodotorula graminis WP1
Lineage: Eukaryota; Fungi; Basidiomycota; Microbotryomycetes; Sporidiobolales; Sporidiobolaceae
Exons: 5
Molecular function (GO): triacylglycerol lipase activity
Source: RefSeq, a predicted model, not a curated record
CCGUAUGGCGAGAUCAACGCGCUCGUGCGACACCCGACCCUGUACGAGCCGCUCCUCAAGCCUCGCUUCCCUAUCGUGCUCUGCCACGGCCUGUACGGCUUCGACGUGCGCGGGCCGGGCUUCUUCCGCCUGCACUACUGGGGCGACCUCCUCAGAAUCCUGCGUGGCAAGAUCGGCGCCGAGGUCUACGUCACGGCGGUCCCAGGGACGGGCUCGGUCAAGAAGCGGGCGCACGUGCUCCACCAGUCGCUCGAGGAGACGCGCGAGCUCCUCAACCGCGACAUCAACUUUGUCGCACACUCGAUGGGCGGCCUCGACGCUCGGUACCUCAUCUCGAACAUCCGCCCGACCCUGUACCACCCCAAGUCGCUCACGACGCUGUGCACGCCGCAUCGCGGGUCCGAGUUCAUGUCGUGGUGUCGCGCCAACAUCGGCAUCGGCACCGAGUACGAGGGCAACGAGGCGCUCAACCUGCGCCCGUCCGUCUCGGCGUCGCUCGACGAGCCCGACGACACGUCGAUCCCGCUCCCGUACUCGCUCAAGGCGCCCAUCCUGUCGCGCGAGCAGUCGUCGAUCCACCUCCCGGGCCUUCCGUUCAACCUGUCGGCGAGCGUGACGGGCUACCUCCUCAACCUCCUCGACUCGCCCGCCUACGCCAACCUCGCGCCCUCGUUCCUGCGCGACGUGUUCAACCCGUCGACGCCCGACGACCCGGCCGUCAAGUACUACUCGAUCGCGGCGCGCGCCGAAAAGGUGCCCAUCUGGCACCCGCUGUGGCUCCCCAAGCUCGUCCUCGACGGCGCCGAGCGCGCUCGCGUCGACUCGGGCUGCGCCGCUCCUCCCGAGUGGCGCGGCAACGACGGCCUCGUCAGCAUCGAGUCGGCGCGGUGGGGCGAGUUCCUCGGCACGUUCGACGCGUGCGAUCACUGGGAGAUGCGGGGCUCGAGCGGGCUCAGCUCGGCCGAGGCGAGCAAGGCGGCCGUCGAGCAGGUGACGCGG